AUGUUGAAUUUCACGACGAGUGCCGUGCUGGUCACGCGCACCUGGCGAAGGCGUUGCACGGGCUGCCAGCAGGCGCCAAGCGUCGCCUACCGAAAAAGCACCUGCUUUGGUGUUGCUGGUGUGCGACUCUGUGCAGAGUCGAGUCCACCGACACCGGCAGGUGCGGCGUCUUUGGAGAGAUCUGCGGGCGCUGGAACCGAGACUGCUGAUGGCGGUGUCUCUGGCAGCGGACAAGGUUUCACACCUUCCAUUACGGCCGAUAACGAGUCGCAGUACUAUGCGACGCGUCUCGUUGUGACUUGUCGCGACCGAAAAGGGUUGCUGAGUGACCUCACCGAUGCGCUGAAGUCGAUUGGUUUGCAGAUUCGGCGGGCGGUUGCGCGUACAAAGGACGGCAUCGCGAGCGAUGAGUUCUUUGUUACCCGGGACGGAUCGCAGCUUUCGGACACCGACCUCGAUGCAGUGGAGCAAGCACUACAGCCGGUUAUGGGUACUUCGGGUCCGACGUGCCCUGUUCCGCAGAACACUGAACGGCGCCUUCCGGCUCCGCAGUCCCCGGUGCGUUUCGUCGACCACAACCGAGGCGUCCACGUCUACGUGGAUAAUCACGCAUCGCAACAUUAUACGACCAUAACGGUGAAUGCCCCCGACCGGCCGAAUCUUCUCAACGAAAUCAUAGAUGUCUUGCACGAGCUAGAGCUUAAUAUUACGUUCGCCUGCUUAUCAACCUACGCGGAUGAAAACAAGUAUCGGCAUGACAUUUUUCACGUUACGACGAUGAGUGGCGAGCAAGUUGACGCAGUACUGCGGGAUGAGAUCAUGAAUACGCUGUAUUUUCUGCUAACUUCCCGAGAGUCGGAUGAGCAAUCCUUCUGA
Molecule: messenger RNA, 876 nt
Organism: Cyanidioschyzon merolae strain 10D
Lineage: Eukaryota; Rhodophyta; Bangiophyceae; Cyanidiales; Cyanidiaceae
Exons: 1
Coding region: 1-876 (291 amino acids)
Molecular function (GO): [protein-PII] uridylyltransferase activity
Source: RefSeq, a predicted model, not a curated record